GGAGUAUGGAAAGUUUACAAUCCACAGAAGGAAAAAGAUGGUGAAGGUAACGUUGCAGAGGAAAGGUCCGACAAAUCUUUGCAAAAUGAUACGGAGGAGUUUGUAGGGAAUGUUUCCAAAACAACCCCAAUCAAUUUAGAAACAGGCGAUCAUUCGUGUAAAGAUAUGGAAAACAUCAACCCACAAGAUCCUUUCAUUACUAAUUUCCCCCAAGCUAAGGAGUUUCCAAAUAUAGAGAUACCAGCUGCAGAUAAGGGGGCAACUUUCAUAGAGAAUCCUAGGAAUUUCUUGGAAGUACCAGUAACCAAAGAUCCCAUGGAGUGGCUCCGUCGAUUAAAUGAGCGGUGUUUAUUUUCGUCUUUUCUAGUGGAUCAUCAAUACACUUGCAGAGAAAUGGGUGAAAUCUCUGUAGAUGAUGAGAUGGGUUUAAUGUGCCAAAAGGAGCCUCCAGACAAAGGCUUUUACUCGAACAAUUAUAAUACUUACCAUAUUGAACUGGAUUCACAUGAUUCAGACUUUGAUAAUGGCAUGCAAGAACAAUGCCAAACCUCUAUUCAGCCGAAAUCCUUUUGA
Molecule: messenger RNA, 573 nt
Organism: Ilex paraguariensis (yerba mate)
Lineage: Eukaryota; Viridiplantae; Streptophyta; Magnoliopsida; Aquifoliales; Aquifoliaceae
Source: the annotation of a GenBank genome assembly